AUGUCAACUUGGCACAGACGAUUUUCACGAAAAUCACAACGAUUGAAUGAAACCGAUGAAAUACUAUUAAAUAAUUCGGUUAAGUAUCGUAAGAAAUUAUAUGCAGCGUAUACUCAAAUUAAUCGCACAAAGAAGUUCGCUCAACGAAAUUUGGACAGUCCUGACUGGGAAAUCCAUGUUGCUCGUCUCGUCAAUGAUAUUGGUCAAUUAUCUGGUUGUAAAUCACUUCAGGAAGUCAGCAGUUUAAUUGAUUCAUUAGCAAUGCGAAAUCAACUAUCAGCAAGAAUUUUCAAUGAAUAUGCAAUGAAUUCACUACAACAAUCAUUAAAGAAAUUGAAUGAAAAUCUUUCGAACGAUUUUGAUAAAACCAAAUCUGUGCUUGAAGAAGCUAUAACUAAUCAUUGUUCUGAUAAUACAAAGAAGCAGCUGUCAAGCAAAGUGCAAACUGAAUGGAAUAAACACAAAGCAUUUGCAACUAAAGAACUCAAACAGGGUCUAUUAUCCUAUUGUGACAUUGCUUCCUAUCAUCUUCGAGUACAGACAGCAAUCGUAGAAAAACUUCAAAAUUUCGUUGAACAACUACCGGAUGGUGAUAAUGACGUUAAUAGUGGUUUGCCCAAUUUUUCUACGGCAAGCGUGGAAACACGGCGAGAAAUCGAUACCAUGCUACGUAUUAUGCUUGAUUCGGCACCAAAUGAUCCAGCUUCUUUGCCAAGCGACAAACGACCAAAGUUUCUCAAUAAUCAUUUAACUCUUUCCAAUUCGCUAUAUUCAGCUGAAAUAACUGAAGCCGCAGCACGUUCAAACUUACCAUCUAUAGGACAGAGAUUUCCACCUGUUAUUCCACAAUAUCCUUCGAUGGUUGCAACAGCAUCAAAUAGUCAGACACCGCAGCAUCAAUCGAACAUUCUUUCUCCUCUAACUCCAAAUAAUGCUCGUUUUCAUAGUAAUACAAAUACACCUGUUGAUGAUCACUUGCCAUCCUAUACUGAUUUAUUCGUUGUACCAAGCAAUUGUAAAGGCGAUCGUCGUGAACGACGAAAUACAUUUGCGAAAAACUAG
Messenger RNA from Adineta ricciae, 1062 nucleotides. The record is from the annotation of a GenBank genome assembly. NCBI's taxonomy places the organism in Eukaryota, Metazoa, Rotifera, Eurotatoria, Adinetida, Adinetidae.